CUGUGACUCAGGUGGACUGUCCAAUGGUGUCCAGGGCUCUGCCACUUUACCACGCAGCUGGACUCCCACCAGGGAGGAGAGGCUUAUCAAGUUCUCAGGAAUAGGUCCAGUGGAUGAAACUGGGAUGCCCAUUGCCUCCAGAUCAAGUGUUAACAAGCCCAGAGACUGGUACAAGAGCAUGUUCAGACAGAUUCACAAGAAGCUAGAGGAACCCGAGCUGGAGGAUUCAGAGCGGUGGUCAGCCGAGCGGCUCCAGUUAUCUGCCCACACGGAGGAAAGUAAUGAAGCAGACAAGAAUCUCUUCAGACUAACACCAUAUGGAGCUCUACCAGACUGGAGCGAGGAUGUAGAUAAGCUGUCAGACCCGGGAAAGCAGCACCCUCAACCGAGAAGCAUAUACGACUUCGAGCCUGGAAAGAGUAGCACCUCAGAAACCCGCAGCCAGGUAACGACCUCACAUGCAGUCAGAGUUUAA
Plectropomus leopardus (leopard coralgrouper) is the source of this 475-nucleotide messenger RNA. NCBI's taxonomy places the organism in Eukaryota, Metazoa, Chordata, Actinopteri, Perciformes, Serranidae. The record is from RefSeq and is a predicted model, not a curated record.